Helobdella robusta is the source of this 162-nucleotide messenger RNA. RefSeq lists its product as hypothetical. Gene Ontology annotation, biological process: mitochondrial respiratory chain complex IV assembly. Lineage: Eukaryota; Metazoa; Annelida; Clitellata; Rhynchobdellida; Glossiphoniidae. Gene Ontology annotation, cellular component: mitochondrial intermembrane space. The record is from RefSeq and is a predicted model, not a curated record. The transcript is spliced from 2 exons. The annotation marks the transcript as partial.
AAUGAUGUUGUUGAUCCAGUUAUCAGAAUGGUGGAAAAAACAGGCUGCUUGGAACGACAUUACAGAGUCCAAGAAUGCAUAUCUGAGAAACAAGAUUGGAGGCAGUGCCAGGAUGAAGUUAAGGAUUUCAAAAAAUGCAUGAAUGAGUAUGAAGAACGAAAG